CUCUCAAGCUCAGCACACGGCUCAGUCGGAGUCGGAGGCUGCGUGUCAACCCAUCGUCAUUCGCAGCCUUCCCAGGGAUGCACACGACUCCGGAAUCUCUUGCCAUGGAUGAUAACGGCACGGAAUUCCUCAGUCACAGGUAACUGGACUUUUGACAGCCAGAAAGACUAAAAGAAAGGCUGCGAGAGCGAGUCCCAACGAAAACCGGACAUGACGGGACGGCGCGCCGGCCGGGACGGAACCCGCGUCGAAGGCUCGUGAAGAAGAACGAGUCGACGGGCAGGAGGAGGAAGCGGGAGUUGAUUUUCUUUUUUUUUUUUAAAUUUGAUUGAUUUGUCAAAAAAUAAUUAGGAGGGAAGAGUUGUGGCUUUUCAAGCGUGGCGGAACAAUGCGCGGUUUCAUCCUGCUGCUCCUCAACGGAACCGCUUGUUUGGUGGCCCUGAGUCAGGAGGACGACUCCUCGAGCGCCAAGAGCACCUCGGGAGACUCCUCCAAGACGGUGGGCCUCCUGAGCAGCCAGGCGACCCUCUCGCCACUGAGCCGCUGGAUGCUCCAUGGCAGAGGGCGGGCCGCCAACGCCACCUCGCUCGAACUGCCCUACCGCACGCCGGCUGCCUUCUCCAAGCAGGAGUUUUCCAAGCAGGAGUUCUGGGAGAUGCUGGGCAGUGACCUGCUCAAACAAGACACCUCGGGCUCCCGGGUCAAGCGGCGGCCCAUCGUCAAGACGGGCAAGUUCAAAAAGAUGUUCGGCUGGGGGGAUUUCUACUCCAACAUCAAGACGGUGCGGCUGAAUCUGCUCAUCACCGGCAAGAUUGUGGACCACGGCAACGGCACCUUCAGCGUCUACUUCCGCCACAACUCCACGGGCCAGGGCAACAUCUCAGUGAGCUUGGUGCCGCCUGUCAAAGCGGUGGAGUUCGACCUGGAGCGCCAGAGUGUGGUCUACCCCAAGGACUCCAAGAUCUUCAACUGCCGCGUGGACUAUGAGAAGGUGGACCGCAGCAAGCGCACCUCGCUGUGCAACUAUGACCCGUCCAAGACCUGCUUCCAGGAGCAGAUCCAGAGCCACGUAUCCUGGAUUUGCUCAAAGCCUUUCAAAGUCAUCUGCAUCUACAUUUCGUUUUACAGCACGGACUAUCGCCUGGUUCAGAAAGUCUGCCCGGACUACAACUACCACAACGAGAUGCCCUAUUUGCCCUCAGGGUAGGGGACUUGUGUAGGAAGCGGGGGGUUCACGGGUUGUUUUUCGAUGCCACUGUGUAGCCUGACUGGAGUAAUAUAUGCAAAACUCAAACAAUAUACAUAUGCACAUCACGUGGCAGUCGGGUAGGGGCAUUCCCAAAAUGGUAGAGAACGUCAGCGUCAACACACAAGUUCUUACCUCAACCCUCGUCAGCCUCCAUUCAGUCGGGUCACCGUCCUUCAAAAACAUUGCGCCGUCCACCGCAUGAAGAGUUUGGCUUUACAACAAGCCCCUAUCACAUAAAGGAGCUUCUGCAAAAUUGGCGUAGCACAGUAGAUCCGGGAUUUAUCAGCCUGUGCCUUUCUCAAAGAAGCGGGACAUUGGAUGCUCCAAGAAGUCGAAACGUAUCAUCCCGGCCCCGGAUUUUUCUGCUAUCUCCUUUCACACAACCGCUGUCCUGCCUCUGACAUGAGAGUUCCCUCGAACCCCAGCCCUCAUUGCUCCCGAACCUUUCACACUGAAUAUCUAUGAAAUCGUGUCAAAAAGACAAAAAGUCGUGUGCCAACAGAACAAUUUGAGCAUUUAGUUCCCUCCGGUUGAAUGUAUCGUGCAAAAAUACGCUUUCUGGAAGCAUUUUCGAGAGGAAACCGACCCGUUCUGGUCACUCCCGGUGUUAAACGCGCGGUAAUAUCUUGAAAGGCGACUUGCCGCCGGC
Hippocampus comes (tiger tail seahorse) is the source of this 1898-nucleotide messenger RNA. Its product is annotated as neurexophilin-1. The transcript is spliced from 2 exons. The record is from RefSeq and is a predicted model, not a curated record. NCBI's taxonomy places the organism in Eukaryota, Metazoa, Chordata, Actinopteri, Syngnathiformes, Syngnathidae. Bases 389 to 1207 code for a protein of 272 amino acids. Gene Ontology annotation, molecular function: signaling receptor binding.